UAAAUUCUUGUUUGGCAAUCGUUGGGUCAAAGAAUAAAAAGAAGGAAUCAGUAUGCAAAAGCAAAACCAAUUUCGCCAUUCCAAACACUGCCUCGGACAACCUCAGCCGCCACUCCAAUAUCUGGUGUAGGCAUAUCUAAAUCUAAUAUUCUUAGGUAACAGAAAUCUAUAUAUAAGCAAACACGUGUUCCCAUUUCUAAAUAUACCAAUUGAUACUCUCGACUUUCCCAAAGAAUCAAAUCAUCAGUAAAAAAAGCCACACUGUAGAGUCCUCCGUUUAGUAAAAGUCCUCCAAUGUCUAAUUCCGAUCACCAAAACCCAUCUGCUAUCGAUGGCAACACCUUCGUUGCCAUGUGCCUUGCACGAGCCGGUGUAGACCGGAUGUUCGGCGUCGUCGGAAUACCCGUUACUUCCCUUGCGAACCGGGCGGUCGCUCUCGGUACCCGGUUCAUUGCUUUCCACAACGAGCAAUCCGCCGGUUACGCUGCUUCAGCUUACGGCUACCUUACGGGUAAACCUGGUAUUCUCCUCACAGUCUCCGGUCCAGGUUGCGUUCAUGGCCUAGCCGGACUUUCCAAUGCAACCGUUAAUACAUGGCCCAUGGUCCUGAUUUCCGGGUCAUGUGAUCAGAAGGAUUUGGGCCGGGGCGAUUUUCAAGAAUUAGAUCAAAUUGAAGCUGUUAAACCCUUCUCUAAAUACUCAGCUAAAGCUACUGAUAUAACGAAAAUCCCUAGCUGUGUUUUCAGUGUUUUGGAUUGGGCCGUGUCGGGUCGACCCGGUGGUUGUUAUUUGGAUCUUCCUACUGAUGUACUUCAUCAAACUAUUAGUGAAUCUGAAGCCCAGAAAUUAAUCAAUGAUGCUGAGAAUUGUAGGAUUAAGGAGGUUAAUCUUAAACCCAUUGUUAAACAUUCCGAAAUUGGAAAGGCGGCUGCUUUAUUAAGGAAAGCAGAGAGGCCUUUGAUUGUGUUCGGAAAAGGGGCUGCAAUUUCUAGAGCUGAAAAUGCUUUGAAGAAGUUAGUUGAAAGUACUGGAAUACCCUUUUUGCCAACACCAAUGGGAAAAGGUUUAUUGCCUGAUAAUCAUGAGCUAGCUGCUACUGCUGCUAGAUCACUGGCAAUUGGUAAAUGUGAUGUGGCGUUGAUAGUUGGCGCGAGGCUUAAUUGGCUUUUGCAUUUUGGAGAGCCACCAAAGUGGUCUAAGGAUGUGAAGUUUAUUUUGGUUGAUGUAGCUGAGGAGGAGAUAGAGCUUAGGAAACCAUGUUUAGGGUUGGUUGGUGAUGCUACUAAGGUUGUUGAGAUGUUACAUAAGGAGAUUAAGGAUGACCCAUUUUGUUUGGGGAAGUCUCAUCCUUGGGUUGAGGCAUUGGCAAAGAAGAGUAAGGAGAAUGUUUCGAAAAUGGAGGCACAGCUGGCAAAGGAUGUUGUGCCAUUUAAUUUUAUGACACCAAUGAGAAUUAUUAGAGAUGCAAUAUUGCAAGUGGGCAGUCCUGCUCCUGUUGUUGUCUCUGAAGGCGCAAAUACUAUGGAUGUGGGGCGAUCAGUAUUAGUUCAAACGGAUCCAAGGACCCGGUUGGAUGCGGGGACGUGGGGGACAAUGGGAGUUGGUCUAGGGUACUGCAUUGCAGCUGCUGUUGCUUGUCCUGAAAGGCUUGUAGUAGCUGUUGAAGGGGACUCUGGAUUUGGCUUCAGUGCCAUGGAAGUUGAGACCCUAGUUCGCUAUCAGCUCCCCGUUGUGGUUAUAGUCUUUAACAAUGGCGGAGUUUAUGGUGGUGAUAGGAGGAACCCUGAAGAAAUCACUGGGCCUUACAAAGAAGAUCCAGCACCCACCUCUUUUGUUCCUGGUGCAUCGUAUCAUCUUCUAAUUGAAGCCUUCGGAGGAAAAGGAUACCUAGUUGGCACACCUGAUGAACUUAGAUCUGCACUUUCUGAAUCAUUUUCGGCUAGGAAGCCUGCUGUUAUCAACGUAACAAUUGAUCCUUAUGCUGGUUCAGAGAGUGGCAGGCUUCAGCACAAAAACUGAAGUUCGGGGUCUGUGAUUAUUUGCGUCUAAGAUAUGCUUGCUGAAGUUCAGUUUUUGUCUGCCACUGGUACAAACAGGGGGAAAAAAGGGAAAAAGAAGAGAGACUGCUCUUGCGACUUGGAGAAAAGGAAUAACGAUGGAAAUAGGAUAAGUGACUCUCUCAUCUCAACGAUGCCAUCUUCUUAAUGAUUGUAUGAAGGUUAUUUUUUAAAUAUUUUGUUAGUGUUGUCACAGAUAGAGGAUGGUCUUCAGAUAACAGUUGACUAUGAUGAAUGAAUUUUCAUAUACUAUGGCGUUAAGGAGGGGAAAACUCUUAUGUAAUAAGUAAAUUGAGUUGAUCAGUAUAAUGGAUUUGCAAUAAAUAUUCGCCCUUGUACCUA
This is a messenger RNA of Nicotiana attenuata, 2399 nucleotides long. Its product is annotated as 2-hydroxyacyl-CoA lyase. NCBI's taxonomy places the organism in Eukaryota, Viridiplantae, Streptophyta, Magnoliopsida, Solanales, Solanaceae. The record is from RefSeq and is a predicted model, not a curated record. Gene Ontology annotation, molecular function: catalytic activity; thiamine pyrophosphate binding; magnesium ion binding. The transcript is spliced from 2 exons. Gene Ontology annotation, biological process: fatty acid alpha-oxidation. The coding region runs from base 295 to 2019 and encodes 574 amino acids. Gene Ontology annotation, cellular component: peroxisome.